AUGCCGAAUCUCGACAUGAUAGACCCUUACCAGUGUCCUAAUUACCAGUCAGUGACGAGUCCCCAGCAGCAAUUUCACGUGGAUGAUGUUUCUUCUCCUUUGGAUUCCACUACAACAGCGUCUACUACAUACGAUGAUGACGGAGUGCCGUGCAGGGAAAGACCACCACCGACUCACAUCAUCUCCAAGUUGUAUGUCAUUUACCAGCGAUACAAAUUCGUGAUCUUGGCAACGACUUUCUCAGCAUUCCUGGGGAUUUUCUUUUCCGGGCUUCUGUUCACCACAGCGACCGAAGGACGAGUCAAAACCUGCUUUGGACCAGAUUGCGGUGACAUGAAAGAAGCCGAACUGCAGGGCAAAAUUGUGGCAGUCGGCCAUCCGGCGGAAGUUCUGCAAAAAUUGCACUACCCGGAACCACCUGGCAGUAAACCCCCCGAGGCGAAGGGUUAUGACCGGUCUCAACCCUGGGACAUGGUCAAGUUACCCUCAUUUGCGAGACCUCGACACUAUAAAUUGCUGCUGCAACCGGACGUCGACAGACAAGCUUUCCGAGAGUUCUUGCAAUUCAACCAAUUUGCAAUUUGA
Messenger RNA from Notodromas monacha, 585 nucleotides. Lineage: Eukaryota; Metazoa; Arthropoda; Ostracoda; Podocopida; Cyprididae. The record is from the annotation of a GenBank genome assembly.